Symbiodinium pilosum is the source of this 546-nucleotide messenger RNA. The record is from the annotation of a GenBank genome assembly. Lineage: Eukaryota; Dinophyceae; Suessiales; Symbiodiniaceae.
GUGUCUGAGAACGAAGUGCGCGUCGCCCAGAAGGCGUGGUCGGAUGCCAUCAAGAACAUCUCCAAGGUCUACCUUGAGGGCGGUGACUACAUCACCGUAGCUGGCAAGGCCGCUGGGGAGCUCUACGCCUACGGCCACUGCAACGUGCUCUUCAAGCCCACCAAGGCAAAGGACUGCCAGUUCCGUCCGAUGGCGUCGCAGGCCAUGUCCUAUUUCGUGGGCAGCCAUGCUGUGGAUGAAGGAAUUCCCGAGGAUGCAGGCUUUGCCAUCAACGGUGGCAAGGGCUGGUCUGAGGUGGUCUUUGACAACCACCAGAUCAACGUGAUGGGCGAGGUUGCUAUUGCUAUGGGAAACUAUUAUUUCACUAGCUGCGCCGAUGGAAGCAAGACCAAGGUGGAGUAUACGUUCGGCUACAGGAAGAAUGCGGACGGCAAGGUGCGAAUCUUCCUUCACCAUUCCUCUGUGCCUUUCACGCCAUCCCCGCCGACCAUUUCGGAGAAGGAAGUGCAAGGCGAGCAGAGGGUAAGCAGGGAAGCGAGGGCUUAG